Molecule: messenger RNA, 1588 nt
Organism: Arabidopsis arenosa
Lineage: Eukaryota; Viridiplantae; Streptophyta; Magnoliopsida; Brassicales; Brassicaceae
Source: the annotation of a GenBank genome assembly
AGUCAGCGCUCUCUUUUAUCUCCUCUGCUUUUCUCUUCUCUCCUCAGAGAUUCGAAGCUUUUUUGUCUCCCCUGAGUAGUAACCAAUUCAAUGGCCGACGAUUGGGAUCUCCACGCCGUAGUCAGAGGCUGCUCAGCCGUUAGCUCAUCAGCAACUACCACCACAACCACCGUAUAUUCCGGCGGCGUUUCAUCUUACACAAAACCUAUAUUCACCGUCGGACGGCAAAGUAAUGCCGUCUCCUUCGGAGAGUUUCGAGAUCUCUAUACACCAUUCACACAAGAAUCUAUGGUCUCCUCGUUCUCUUGUCUAAAUUACCCAGAAGAACCUAAAAAGCCACAGAACCAGAAACGUCCUCUUUCUCUCUCUGCUUCUUCCGGUAGCGUCACUAGCAAACCCACUGGCUCCAAUACCUCUAGAUCUAAAAGAAGAAAGAUACAGCAUAAGAAAGUGUGCCAUGUAGCAGCAGAGGCUUUAAACUCCGAUGUCUGGGCAUGGCGAAAGUACGGACAGAAACCCAUCAAAGGUUCACCAUAUCCAAGAGGAUACUACAGAUGUAGUACAUCAAAAGGUUGUUUAGCCCGAAAACAAGUGGAGCGAAAUAGAUCCGACCCGAAGAUGUUCAUCGUCACUUACACGGCGGAGCACAAUCAUCCAGCUCCGACACACCGUAAUUCUCUCGCCGGAAGCACUCGUCAGAAACCAUCUGAUCAACCGACGACUAAAUCUCCAACGACCACGAUUGGUACUUAUUCAUCGUCACCGGUGACGUCAGCCGACGAAUUUGUUUUGCCUGUGGAGGAUCUAGCGGUGGGAGAUCUUGACGGAGACGAAGAUCUGUUAUCUUUGUCGGAUACGGUGGUGAGCGAUGAUUUCUUCGAUGGAUUGGAGGAAUUCGCAGCCGGAGAUAGCUUUUCCGGGAACUCGGCUCCGGCGAGUUUUGAUCUCUCUUGGUUUGGAGCUCAAAACCUGGCUUUUUUUUGUUUGUGUGUACCCGUCUCCAUCGUUGGAAUCAAAACAUUCCGAGUUCGUCUAGCUGAAGAUUCAUCAGAAGAGGAGGUGUUGAAAGAUGUCUCUCACUUCAACGAUGAUCCUUGUGUCCAUGGAAUCCUUGUUCAGUCGCUUCUACCAUCGCAUAUGGAUGAGCAGAACAUAUUGAAUGCGGUUAGUGUUAAGAAAGACGUUGACAUAUUUCACCCACUAAAUAUUGGACGGCUUGCGAUGCGCGGAAGAGAACCGUUAUGCAUUCCGCGAACACCAAAAGGAUGCAUUGAGCUCUUACACCAAUACAACUUUGAGAUCAAAGGAAAGAGAGCAGUUGCUAUCGGAGGGAAUAACGUUUUUGAUAUGCCAAAUGUUCUGUUACUGCAGGAUCCCAGCGCUCUGCAUGGCUAUCGAGUGGUAGGAGACAUUUGCUAUGAGGAGGUUUGCAAAGUUGCAUCAGCCAUCACCACACCUGUUGUUGGUGGUAAAGGAGCAAUGCCCUUAACCAUGCUUCUUUCCAACACUUUGACAUUAGCCAAGAGAAAUCACAACUUCAUGUAACCUUACAUUCAAUGCAAAAAAAAAAUGAAGCGAUUGCAGUUUC